This is a messenger RNA of Rhinolophus ferrumequinum (greater horseshoe bat), 3445 nucleotides long. RefSeq names its product guanylate cyclase 2D, retinal (gene GUCY2D). The transcript is spliced from 19 exons. Gene Ontology annotation, molecular function: peptide receptor activity; protein kinase activity; ATP binding. NCBI's taxonomy places the organism in Eukaryota, Metazoa, Chordata, Mammalia, Chiroptera, Rhinolophidae. Gene Ontology annotation, biological process: receptor guanylyl cyclase signaling pathway; cGMP biosynthetic process; intracellular signal transduction. Bases 101 to 3445 code for a protein of 1114 amino acids. The record is from RefSeq and is a predicted model, not a curated record.
CUCCUCGCCCUGGCCUGGGCUGCAAAGGAGACCUGUGGGAGGGCGUGUGACCCCCUCACCCGGGCCUUGGGCCUGAGCCUCGGACUUUCCCAAGCCGGCAAUGACCUUCUGCACCCUCUUAGCGUGGGGCCUUCCGGACCUCCGUCUCUGCGCCCCAGAGUCAGGGGCUCCAUCCCUGCCCGGCCUGCCCCGGGCGCUGCCCUGGCCCCGGCCUAGGCUCCGGUUCCUGCUGCUGCUGCUGCUGCUCGUCCUCCUCCUCCUGCCGCCUUCCGCCCUCUCCGCCGUAUUCACAGUGGGGGUGCUGGGCCCCUGGACCUGCGACCCCAUCUUCGCCCGUGCCCGCCCGGACCUGGCCGCCCGGCUGGCCGCCGCCCGCCUGAACCACGACCCAGCCAUGGAAGGUGGUCCCCGCUUCGAGAUCGCGCUGCUGCCGGAGCCGUGCCGGACGGCCGGCUCGCUGAAGGCGGUGUCUUCCGCGGUGGCCCGUGUCUCGGGUCUCGUGGGUCCGGUGAACCCUGCAGCCUGCCGGCCGGCGGAGCUAUUAGCCCAAGAGGAGGGGGUCGUACUGGUGCCCUGGGGCUGCCCGGGGACACGGGUGGCGGGCGCGACGGCCCCCGCCGUGACGCCCGCAGCGGAUGCCCUCUACGCCCUCCUUCGCGCCUUCCGCUGGGCACGCGUGGCCCUGGUCACCGCUCCCCAGGAUCUGUGGGUAGAGGCAGGUCGCUCACUAGCAACGGCACUCAGGGCCCGGGGUCUGCCUGUUGCCCUGGUGACCGCCAUGGGACACUCUGACCUGUCUGGAGCCCGGGAGGCCCUGAGAAGGGUCCAGGACGGGCCCAGAGUCAGAGCAGUGAUCAUGGUGAUGCACUCUGUGCUGCUGGGAGGCGAGGAGCAGCGCUGCCUACUGGAGGCUGCAGAGGAGUUGGGCCUGGCCGAUGGUUCCCUGGUCUUCCUGCCUUUUGACACCCUCCACUACGCCUUGUCCCCAGGCCGGGAGGCCUUGGCCUUGCUGGCCAACAGCUCACAGCUUCGGAGGGCCCACGACGCGGUGCUCACCCUCACGCGCCACUGUCCCUCAGGACGCAGCGUGCUGGACAGCCUGCGCAGAGCCCAAGUACACCAGGAGCUGCCCCCUGACCUUAAUCUGCAGCAGGUAGCCCCCCUCUUUGGCACCAUCUAUGACUCAGUCUUCUUAUUGGCGGGGGCCGUGGCAAGAGCUCGGGCUGCUGUAGGUGGCAGCUGGGUGUCUGGAGCAGCAGUGGCCCGCCAUGUCCAGGAUACCCAGGUCCCAGGGUUCUGCCGAGCCCUGGGAGGAGCCGAGGAGGCCCCGUUUGUGCUGCUGGACACAGAUGAGGCGGGGGACGAGCUGUUCGCCACAUACAUGCUGGACCCCACCCAGGGCUCCCUCCGCUCCGCUGGGGCCCCGGUGCAUUUCCCUAGAGGGGGAAAAGGGCCUGGGCCUGAUCCCUCUUGCUGGUUUGACCCAGACAUCAUCUGCAAUGGAGGAGUGGAGCCUGGCCUCGUCUUUAUUGGCUUCCUCCUGGUGGUUGGGAUGGGGCUGACAGGGGCCUUCCUGGCCCAUUAUGUGAGGCAACGGCUCCUUCACAUCCAAAUGGUCUCAGGCCCCAACAAGAUCAUCCUGACUCUGGACGAUAUCACCUUUCUCCCCCCACAAGGGAGUACCUCUCGAAAGGUGGCCCAGGGUAGUCGGUCGAGUCUGGCUGCCCGCAGUGUGUCAGACAUUCGCAGCGUCCCCAGCCAGUCCCCGGAUAGCUCCAACAUUGGCCUCUAUGAGGGAGACUGGGUUUGGCUGAAGAGAUUCCCAGGGGAUCAGCACAUAGCUAUCCGCCCAGCCACCAAGACAGCUUUCUCCAAGCUCCGGGAGCUCCGCCACGAGAACAUAGCCCUCUACCUGGGGCUCUUCCUGGCUGGAAGAGCUGACAGCACCGCGGCCCCCAGAGAAGGCAUGCUGGCUGUGGUCUCAGAGCACUGUGCCCGCGGCUCCCUCCACGACCUUCUCGCCCAGAGAGACAUAAAGCUGGACUGGAUGUUCAAGUCCUCCCUCCUACUGGACCUCAUCAAGGGAAUGAGGUAUCUGCACCAUCGAGGCGUAGCCCAUGGGCGACUUAAGUCACGGAACUGCGUGGUGGACGGAAGGUUCGUGCUUAAAGUCACGGACCACGGCCACGGGCGACUGCUGGAAGCCCAGAGGGUGUUACCAGAGCCUCCCAGCGCGGAGGACCAGCUAUGGACAGCCCCGGAGCUGCUUCGGGACCCGGCCCUGGAGCGCCGGGGAACGCUGGCAGGCGAUGUCUUUAGCCUGGGCAUCAUCAUGCAGGAGGUCGUGUGCCGCAGCGCCCCCUACGCAAUGCUGGAGCUGACGCCGGAGGAAGUGGUGCAGAGAGUGCAGAGCCCCCCUCCGCCGUGCCGACCCGUGGUUACCAUGGACCAGGCGCCCAUGGAGUGCAUCCAGUUGAUGAAACAGUGCUGGGCAGAGCAGCCGGACCUUCGGCCCUCCAUGGACCGCAUCUUUGACCUGUUCAAGAGCAUCAACAAGGGCCGGAAGACCAACAUCAUUGACUCAAUGCUGCGGAUGCUAGAGCAGUACUCCAGUAACCUGGAAGACCUGAUUCGUGAGCGCACGGAGGAGCUGGAGCUGGAAAAGCAGAAGACAGACCAGCUGCUCACGCAGAUGCUGCCUCCGUCUGUGGCUGAGGCUCUGAAGAUGGGGACAUCUGUGGAGCCCGAGUAUUUUGAGGAGGUGACACUGUACUUCAGUGACAUCGUGGGCUUCACCACCAUCUCAGCCAUGAGUGAGCCCAUCGAAGUAGUGGACCUGCUCAAUGACCUUUACACACUCUUUGAUGCCAUCAUUGGCUCCCAUGAUGUGUACAAGGUGGAGACAAUUGGGGACGCCUAUAUGGUGGCCUCUGGGCUGCCCCAGCGGAAUGGGCAGCGGCACGCAGCAGAGAUUGCCAACAUGGCACUGGACAUCCUUAGCGCUGUGGGCUCCUUCCGCAUGCGCCACAUGCCUGAUAUGUCCGUUCGCAUUCGCAUUGGCCUGCACUCGGGCCCGUGCGUGGCGGGAGUGGUGGGCCUCACCAUGCCGCGAUACUGCCUGUUUGGGGACACGGUCAACACAGCCUCGCGCAUGGAGUCCACAGGGCUGCCUUACCGCAUCCACGUGAACAUGAGCACAGUACGGAUCCUCCGCGCUCUAGAUGAGGGCUUCCAGACUGAGGUUCGAGGCCGCACGGAGCUGAAGGGCAAGGGCACAGAGGAAACGUACUGGCUGGUGGGCAGACAGGGCUUCAACAAGCCCAUUCCUAAACCACCUGACCUGCAACCGGGGGCCAGCAACCACGGCAUCAACCUCCAGGAGAUCCCCCUCGAGCGGCGCCAAAAGCUGGAGAAGGCGAGGCCGGGCCAGUUCCCCAGGAAGUGA